AUGACAAGUGACCAGCAGGACAGGGAUGAUGAGACCUUCUGGGCUCCCGGAACGGUUGCUCUGGAAGACUUACAUCGCACCAGAGAUCAAUUAGUUCUAUUUCCAACCCCUUCGUCAGAUCCCAAUGAUCCCCUGAACUGGUCGAGCGCUCGUAAAGCCUUGAACUUCACCUUGGUCAGCUUCUUCGUCCUGUGGACGUUUGUACAAUUGGAUAUUGGUUUCACAGCAUGGGGCCUAAUGGAGACUGAAUUAGGCUUCUCCGUCGAUACUCUGAAUGCUGGAGCAGCAGUCAACUAUGGUGGUCUUGGUAUUGGAUGUUUCUUCUUCAUUCCUCUAGUGCACAAGUACGGUCGUCGCCCUGUUUACAUUUUCAGUGUCGCCCUUCAGCUUGUUUCGUGUAUAUGGCAGGCUAAGGUCUACACUGUGGGUAGCUACAUGGGUGCGAAUUUGAUCUCUGGCUUGGGAGGUGCAAUCAGUGAAAUCAUUGUACAAAUCACCGUCGCGGAUCUCUUCUUCGUGCACCAACAUGCCACCAUGAACGGAUGGUUUGUGAUCUUCCAGUCCACUGGAGCAUUCCUAGGCCCCGUCGCCUCUGGAUACAUUGUUGACUCACAAGGCUGGCGAUGGACGUGGUGGUGGUGUGUUAUCUUCUUCGGCGUGACUCUGAUCUGCGUAUUCUUCUUCUUUGAGGAAUCCAAAUACGUGCCUGUGCUAGAUGGUCAAAUUGUGGCAGUCCAGCCUCAGGUGACCGCAGCAGAGGCCCCUCGGGAUAAGAAAGAUAAUGUCCAGGCUGAUGAUGAUGGCGAAGUCUCAAAUCCCGGUGUGCUUUCAACCCAAGUUAUGAUCAACCCGGACAUCCAGCUCAAAACAUACGGGGAACGAAUGGCCUGGAUUACACCAACCCCAGAGUCUAUGUGGCCCCAUUUCUGGCAACCGAUUGUCACAUUAUUCACUUUCCCCGCUGUCACUUAUGCUGCGAUCACGUAUGGAUCCACGCUGGCCUGGUUUGCGAUUAUGACCUCACUACAGGCAUCAUAUAUGCUCUUACCCCCGUAUAAUUUCGACGCGAUCGGAGUUGGUUUGAUGAACGUGGCACCUUUUGUUGGAGCUGUGAUAGGUUUCCCAGUGGGUGGUUGGCUCAGUGACAAGUCGAUUCUCUGGCUUUCCAAGAGAAACAACGGUAUUUAUGAACCUGAGAUGCGACUAUGGCUUGCAUUGCCGGUGGCUAUCCUGGGUCCAGCCUCGAUUUUGAUGUUUGGAUUGGGUCUUGCCUAUGGCGUUCACUGGUCACUUUUAGCAGUCGGAUUCGGAGUCUACGGAUUCACUUUGGCUUCUAUCAGUGGCAUCUCCUUAUCCUAUCUUAUGGAUUGUUACCAAGAUAUCAUCGGUAAUGCUCUUGUCGGCGUUAUAUUCAUGAGGAAUAUUAUUUCGCUCAUUGUUCUGUUCGUAUUGACCCCUUGGGUUAAUGGAAUGGGAUUGCAGAAUUUACAUAUUCUGUGUGCUGUUAUCGCCUUCGUCUUUUAUAUGAUUCCUGUGCCUCUUUUGAUUUGGGGUAAGAAGGCAAGAGUUGCCACUGCAGUGUCUUAUAGGAAGAUGUCUGAGAAACAAAUUACCCAUCGCGCAGUAUAG
Penicillium malachiteum is the source of this 1629-nucleotide messenger RNA. RefSeq lists its product as uncharacterized. Gene Ontology annotation, molecular function: transmembrane transporter activity. The transcript is spliced from 4 exons. Gene Ontology annotation, biological process: transmembrane transport. The record is from RefSeq and is a predicted model, not a curated record. Bases 1 to 1629 code for a protein of 542 amino acids. NCBI's taxonomy places the organism in Eukaryota, Fungi, Ascomycota, Eurotiomycetes, Eurotiales, Aspergillaceae.